Molecule: messenger RNA, 1257 nt
Organism: Microplitis mediator
Lineage: Eukaryota; Metazoa; Arthropoda; Insecta; Hymenoptera; Braconidae
Exons: 2
Coding region: 1-1257 (418 amino acids)
Molecular function (GO): nucleic acid binding
Source: RefSeq, a predicted model, not a curated record
AUGUUCCAGCUGGAAAUUCCAGUACUUCCGACACUCGGAGUCGGACAAAACGGAGAAAACAAGAAAUUGAGGUCACUCCAGACAUGCUCGAAUUUUUUCCAGCGGGAGUUAUAUAAACUUGGAUCAACGUAUAAAGAACUGAAUAGUCCGGUCAUUACUCAUCUAAAAAAAUGUUUUAAUUAUGCUCUUGAUCAAAACCGCGAUAAUUCUGAGGACGCUAAAAAAGCACUCCUAAAUAUUGUCAACCAUGUUUAUGAUGAACACAACAGCUGUGGUGAUUGGUGUAAUGCCAAGGACAACCCAGAUUAUAUUUAUAAGAAUCUGCCACGAGGAGAACCACUUCAAAAUAGUAAUUUGAAGGUAGCUUUAACCAAGUGUUUGGAGAAAUUUACUCAUCGAAUCGCCCGAAUCGCUCGUGGUGGUUCAUCACAGCCAAAUGAGUCUUUCAAUCGUAUGGUUGCAAUUAAAUAUCCCAAGAGUAGACAUUAUGCAGAGUCUAAUUCUUAUAAGUAUCGAACUAUGGCAGCUGUUUGUCAAAAAAAUAUAGGUGCCACUUAUAUGACUCAAGUUUUUCAAGUUGCUGGAUUAGAAGUAGGAUAUUUCACCCACAAACAUUCUUCAUCGCGUGAUAUAAUCCGCCAAAAAUUAGCACAAAGACAAAAUACUGUAUCUUACAAACGCAAACGCUGUCGAAAAAAAUUGAAAAAACAACGUAAAACAUUCCAUCAAGAACGGAAGGAAGGUAUAUCAUAUCGCUCAGGUAUUUUUAAUGUCUCAGUGGAUGAAGAUAAUGCUGAAGAUGAAAAUUACACUGCAGAUAGUCCUUUAGUACUAAUUGAUAUUGAAUCAACCAGCUUUUACGAAACGGCCGAUAUACUUCAAAUAGCAGCAAAAUGUGGUACACAAAAGUUUGUAAAGUAUAUGUUUUCUUUACAACGAAUUGAUGACAAGGCUUCGGAAACAAACGGAUUUACUAUAAUUGAAGGUCAUUUAUGGCAGAAUGGCACAAUUGUUACAACUACACCGCCAUUAACAGUAGCUGAAGAAUUUCUCCAAUUUUUGGAAGCAUGUGGUCCCAAAGCUUUUUUAGUAGGGCACAAUGUUAUCAAAUUUGAUGCUCCGAGAAUAAUACGCUGGUUAAUAAAUUUAAAUUUAUUUGCGCGUUUCAAAGAGAUUGUAUAUGGUUUUAUUGAUUCGAUUCCAUUAAUAAGUCAAGGCAAAAUAAAAAAGCUUGAAGAACUCGCUAGGACUUACUGA